AUGAUGAACCUGAACAACAGUGGACCCGGAUCAUCGGCAAUGAACCAAUACCCGUAUAUAGCGGCAAUCCCCGUCACGGCCUCCGGGAUGGGCGGCAUGGCAUCGCAGCUGGGUGCGCAGAAUGGCGCUGCAGCGCCAAACAACGGCGCCAUCGCGCAGAUGGGCGGCGCGCAGAAGAAAAAGGCCGGUCGCGUCGGCCGCAAGAGAAAAAGCAGGCUUGUUUCUGGCCCUACAGAUGAUCCAGACUUGAACGCAAGGCUCUUGAUGAAGUGCACGUGCCGGAAGAAGGACCCUAAUCGGAUCCCCCGGCCAAGAAACGCGUUUAUUUUGUUCCGGCAGAAGCAUCACCAGGAAUUACUGGAAGAAGGCGGCAAAAUCCGGACAAACCCGGAGGUUUCGAAGGAGUUGGGCCGCAGGUGGAGGAACUUACCGCCGGAAGAGAAGGCAUACUGGGUAAAGCAGGCGGAGGAGGAGAAAAAAAGGCACGCGGAGAAGUAUCCAAACUACAAAUACACUCCGAAGAGAAACAGCAAGAAAAAAUGUCCGCACUGCCUUGCAAAGAUGCAGCUUAAGAUGCUAAAGAAUGCGAAGAAGCGGGGUGCGCCAACGGGUCCGCACGGGCUUUUGCUUACGGGCAAGCACAACGCGCUGGCUGGCGCAGGGAUGCUGGCGGGUGGCAUGCCGGCAGGUGCACCUGGCGCAGGCAAUUCCGGCGCUGCGGGACCCGCGCAGGGCAUCGCGCCGGGUAUCUCGUACAGCCAGUACGCGUCGCAGCAGCCGUUCGCGUUCGCAUUGGGUGGCAACCAGUUCUACGCGGACUUGGGCCAGGGCGCUGCGCAGAACCCGCAGCAGCAGGCGCAGCAGCAGUUCCAGUGGUUGCAGUCGCCGCAGCAGGUGUCGCAGGGAUCGCCGCAGCAGGCGGCCUCCGGUGCAGGCGCACCUAUGUACUACCAGCAGGGCAUGAUGGGAUUGCAGCAGGUCGUGCUCCUUCCGCAGCAGCAGGCCGCAGUUGCCGCAGCCGCCUCGCAGCAACAAAAUCACCAUGGCAACGCGUCGCAGCAACUUUACAAGGCCGAGGACCUCUACCCGGGAAUGGGCAACGGGUCCGUGUCGCACCAGGGCAACCAGGCUGUGCAGCAGGCCCAGCAGGUCCAGCAGGUUCAGCAGGCACAGCAGGCGGGCGCCGGGCAGAACACGAGCCAGAACUCGCUCAGCUACUCGCCGGGGUCGGCCAGCGUGUCGAAGUCGCCUAGCUUGACGCAGAACAUGCAGCAGAGUGCCGUGAACGACCAGGCGGGCUACCAGGGCCUCUUCGGGCAGCCGCAGAACGCCAUGCGGUACUCGUCGGGCCAGCAGCAGCAACAGCAGGCCACGUCUCCACAGUCACUCCAGCAGAUGUACAUGCAGCUUGACUCCAAUGGCCAGCAGCAGCAGGGUGGAAACCAGAAUGGCAACCAGGGCGGCAACCAGGGAAACGGCCAGGACCUGCAGCAGGGCAACCAGGGAAACGGCCAGGCCCAGAAUAUGGGCUAUUUGCACAGCUAUGACUUCCAGCAACUGCAACAAAGUGCUUCUCAGCAGAGCCAGGUGCCUCUUCCUCCCAUCAACAACAUUUCGCUCCCUCCGCUCAACAUGGGCCAGAAGGGCAAUUAG
Brettanomyces bruxellensis is the source of this 1653-nucleotide messenger RNA. RefSeq lists its product as uncharacterized. The record is from RefSeq and is a predicted model, not a curated record. Gene Ontology annotation, biological process: negative regulation of transcription by RNA polymerase II; anatomical structure morphogenesis; cell differentiation. The transcript has a single exon. Gene Ontology annotation, molecular function: RNA polymerase II cis-regulatory region sequence-specific DNA binding; DNA-binding transcription factor activity, RNA polymerase II-specific. The coding region runs from base 1 to 1653 and encodes 550 amino acids. NCBI's taxonomy places the organism in Eukaryota, Fungi, Ascomycota, Pichiomycetes, Pichiales, Pichiaceae.